CACUACAACUAUCACCGUUGCUUUUCUUGAAAGAAAGGAAAUCGAUCUAGUUCCCUUCAUUCGAAAACAUCACCUUAGCUCAUAGUCCUUGUCAAUUAGUAUCCUCCCCUCCCCACCAUCAUGUCCUCCGAUCUCCCCGCUCCGUCGUCCAUUACAUCACUCCCGCAGGAGCAGCAAUUCCGCGUCCUCGAUACCCUGUUCGAGUCGUCGCCGGAGCUGCACACCCUCAUGGCUCCCGUUCUCGCAAACCAGACAUUCUCAUCCUAUCCAACUCUGAUUGAUGCUGUUGGCGGUCGCAUGUCCGCCCUGUCCGCUGCCAACUCGUCCAAAGAUCGCGAUAUCCUGGUGGGGAUUCUGGGAUCGCAUCCCCGCCUGGGACAGCCCAAGGGAGCCCCGACAGAGCACUUGAGCGAACUGAGCAAGAAGGAACAAGCAAACCUGAACACGGGAGCAGAGGAGCAAGCGGAGAAGCUGAAGCGUAUGAAUGCGGAAUAUGAGGAGAAGUUCCCCGGCCUGCGAUUUGUUACUUUUGUCAACGGCCGCAACAGGGAUGUUAUCAUGGAAGAGAUGCGGGCGCGGAUCGACCGGGGUGACGCUGAUCGCGAAGUGGAGGAGAUCAUACAGGCAAUGUGCGAUAUUGCAAAGGAUCGGGCACGGAAAUUGGAGCAAUCUGCUAAGAUAUAGUUCCCAUCAUGCAAGCGUACUAGAUAACAACAAUAAAUACCCUUCGAUUUCAGCAGACCCUGAUACAUCUCCUUGCCAAAGCCGCUGCUUUGCAACGUACAAUUCUAUCUAAGCGAUUCCUCAGCGGAGCUCUCUGUCUCCUAUGGGAGACAAUGGCGGUAGUCUGCAUGGCGACUGGUGAUUCCGUUAGUAUAAAAGUGGCUGACUAGUGCCGGCGAAUUCUGGGAA
Molecule: messenger RNA, 912 nt
Organism: Aspergillus vadensis CBS 113365
Lineage: Eukaryota; Fungi; Ascomycota; Eurotiomycetes; Eurotiales; Aspergillaceae
Product: 2-oxo-4-hydroxy-4-carboxy-5-ureidoimidazoline decarboxylase
Exons: 3
Coding region: 121-684 (187 amino acids)
Source: RefSeq, a predicted model, not a curated record